Gastrolobium bilobum is the source of this 1953-nucleotide messenger RNA. RefSeq names its product elongation factor Tu, chloroplastic. The coding region runs from base 90 to 1550 and encodes 486 amino acids. NCBI's taxonomy places the organism in Eukaryota, Viridiplantae, Streptophyta, Magnoliopsida, Fabales, Fabaceae. Gene Ontology annotation, biological process: mitochondrial translational elongation. Gene Ontology annotation, molecular function: GTPase activity; GTP binding; translation elongation factor activity. The transcript has a single exon. Gene Ontology annotation, cellular component: mitochondrion. The record is from RefSeq and is a predicted model, not a curated record.
AACCAUCCACGCAGUUACCAAACAGAUAACAUAAACAUUAACAUUACCAAACUUACAAUUCUCUCUUCACUAUCUCCAUUUCUCCAACGAUGGCAAUUUCUUCAGCAGCAGCUACAACUUCCUCAAAGCUCAUACACCCACAUGCAUCUUCAUUCUCUUCCUCUUCCAAUUCUAAUUCUAACUCCACAAUCUUUCGCUCCAACACUAACAACCACAAACUAACUCAACUCUACUCUUCUUUCCUCAACCCUUCCACCAUCCUUCACCUCACACCCUCUACUUCCACCACCACCACCAACCACCACCGUUUCACUAUUCGCGCCGCCAGGGGCAAAUUCGAGCGCAAGAAGCCCCACGUCAACAUCGGCACCAUCGGCCACGUCGACCACGGCAAGACCACGCUCACCGCCGCCCUCACAAUGGCCCUCGCCUCACUCGGCAACAGCGCCCCCAAAAAAUACGACGAAAUCGACGCCGCCCCGGAGGAGCGUGCUCGCGGCAUCACCAUCAACACCGCCACCGUCGAAUACGAGACGGAGAACCGCCACUACGCCCACGUGGACUGUCCAGGCCACGCCGACUACGUCAAGAACAUGAUUACCGGCGCCGCCCAAAUGGACGGCGCCAUCCUUGUCGUCUCCGGCGCCGACGGACCCAUGCCACAGACCAAGGAACAUAUCCUCCUCGCGAAACAAGUUGGGGUCCCAAACAUGGUGGUUUUCCUCAACAAACAAGACCAGGUCGACGACGAGGAGCUUCUUCAGCUCGUGGAGCUUGAGGUUCGCGAGCUUCUCUCCUCGUACGAGUUCCCCGGCGACGACAUACCCAUUGUUUCCGGUUCCGCUCUCUUGGCUUUGGAGGCUCUUAUGGCAAACCCUUCAAUCAAACGCGGCGAUAACGAAUGGGUCGAUAAGAUUUACGAGCUCAUGGACUCUGUUGAUAGCUACAUUCCCAUUCCUCAGCGCCAAACCGACCUACCCUUUUUGCUCGCCGUCGAGGACGUGUUUUCCAUCACCGGCCGUGGAACCGUGGCCACCGGUCGUGUCGAGAGAGGCACAGUUAAGGUUGGAGACACAGUUGAUGUUGUUGGUUUGAGGGAAACUAGGAAUACAACUGUGACUGGUGUGGAAAUGUUCCAGAAGAUUCUGGAUGAUGCUAUGGCUGGGGAUAAUGUUGGGUUGUUGCUUAGGGGUAUUCAGAAGGCUGAUAUAAAUAGAGGGAUGGUUUUGGCAAAGCCUGGAACUAUUACUCCACACACUAAGUUCAGUGCAAUUGUUUAUGUUUUGAAGAAGGAGGAAGGUGGGAGACACUCACCUUUCUUUGCAGGGUAUAGGCCUCAAUUCUAUAUGAGAACCACUGAUGUUACUGGUAGAGUGGCUUCCAUUAUGAAUGAUAAGGAUGAGGAGUCUAAGAUGGUGAUGCCUGGUGACCGUGUUAAGAUGGUGGUUGAACUUAUUAUGCCUAUUGCUUGUGAACAAGGUAUGAGGUUUGCUAUUAGGGAAGGAGGGAAGACUGUUGGAGCUGGUGUUAUCCAAUCUAUCAUUGAGUGAUUUUGUUUCUAUCCAAUCCUACUAGAACUAGAACAAUCACUCUCUUAAAAUGGUUUUAUGCAAUUAAUUAAUUUUUUGCCAUUUUAUACAACAUCUGUCAUAUCAUAUCCCCCCAUUUGUUAUAUUUUGUAGGGUUUGAGAUUAUGUUUAGUCAAGUUGGAUAAUUAUAUUUUCCCAAAUGCUUUUGUUGCUAUUUCUUCCUUCUCUUUUACUUUUGAGCUACUUGGGCAAGAUUCCUUGAAAGAAUUGCAUCAAAAGAUGAGAUUCAUAUUGAAGGAUGAGCAGUUUUUCUCUUUAUUAGACUUGGUGUUCUUGUAAUCUGCAAUCAUGCGACUAUUAAAACUACGUGGAUGCCCAUUUCAAAUGUAUAUAUGAAAAUGGAAAGCAAUAAAGAAGAUGAAAA